AUGUUCAAACGAUACGCCAAGGAUUUACCUGAAGAGGUUCUCAACUGGCGUCUUGGCUAUGCCGUGCUUGUUUUUGGUUUGCUGGGCACUGCCCGUGGCCUCGACGAAGGUCUCAUCGGAACCACUGCCUCCCAAAAGUCCUUUAGUACACAAUUCGGAUUGAAGAACCCUCACUUGACUGCCAAUGAGCAAGCCAACCUUCUCUCCAACAUCACCUCCAUGGUCCAGCUUGGAUCAAUAUUCGGUGCUCUCUUCGCCUUCCCCAUCACCGACCGCAUUGGCAGAAUCUGGGCUGUCCGAGAAUUAUGCCUCGUCUGGGUCACUGGUAUCUCCAUCUUCCUUGGUGCUGCCGCCCAUGGCAAUCUGUCAAUGGUUUACGCUGGUAGAUUCAUCGCUGGACUGGGUAUCGGACAGACCACAGUCGUGGCUCCGACAUACCUCGCAGAAGUGGCCCCCAAGUCGAUUCGUGGACUGUGUGUCGGUAUCUUCUCUGGUUCAGUCUACCUGGGUAUUAUGCUCGGAUACUUUGCUUCAUACGGCACUUCAUUGCACAUCAGCAACCACGACUCCCUCCAAUGGGUCAUUCCCAACACACUCCACCUUUACUUUGCCGCGAUCAUCUUCACCCUCAGCUUCUUCGCCAUUGAAAGUCCUCGCUGGCUCGUCAAGACCAAGCAACAGGCAAAGGCUGUUGAGAACCUCUGCAAAAUUCGUGGUCUCGGACAGGAACACGAGCUCGUCCAAGGAGAGAUCAUCGACAUCAACAUGCAACUCGAGCGUGAGCAGGAAGCCACAAUGGGUGCCUCCAAGGUCGGACUCCUUCGUGAGCUGUUUGUCAUGCCCUCAAACAGAUUCCGCAUCUUCUUGGCCAUCGGCGCUCAAUUGCUUGGUCAGUGGAGUGGUGCUGGAUCAAUCACCGUUUACGCCCCUCAAUACUUUGCUCUCAUGGGUACGACUGGUACCACAGAAAAGCUUCUUGCUACUGGAAUCUUUGGUCUUGUCAAGUUCAUCAGUGCAAUCAUCUGUGCCUUCUUCCUCGUCGACUUCAUCGGUCGCAAGCGUUCGCUAAGCAUCGGCAUCACCAUUCAGUUCAUUGCUAUGUUGUACAUGGCACUCUUCCUGUCUAUUGACAACACCAUUGGAGACAAGGGCAACGUUCAGACCUCCAGUCAAAAGCAUGCCGCCAAGGGUGCUAUUGUCAUGAUCUACUUCUCUGGAUUCGGUUGGGCAAUGGGUAAGUUCCUGUGUCCACUUCUUUCUAUCUUCCCUCUUCGUCUGCGUGCUAUCGGUGGUUCCAUCGCCAUGGCAUUCCACUUUGUCAACCAAUACGGUAACUCAAAGGCUGUACCCGAAAUGUUUGUUGGCAUGACCACCGCCGGCACCAUGUACUUCUUCUCCGCCAUCACGCUGUUGGGUCUGGUCUGGGUCUGGUUCUUCCUGCCUGAGACCAGUGGCCGUUCUUUGGAGAGUCUGGACGCUAUCUUCGAGCUGCCUUGGUACAAAGUCGGAAGAUACGGCAGUAAGGUUGCUGUUUCGCCUACCCUCUUCGAGAACGAGAAGGAUGGUGUGGCAGAAAAGAACCAGCAGGUCGAGUACCUGGAGACAUCUCACCAGGGGGCAUAG
Messenger RNA from Aureobasidium uvarum, 1623 nucleotides. NCBI's taxonomy places the organism in Eukaryota, Fungi, Ascomycota, Dothideomycetes, Dothideales, Saccotheciaceae. The record is from the annotation of a GenBank genome assembly.